GCACAAUGGGUCACGAAGAGGAACUAAGUCCGGAGCAAAUCAAUACAAAGAUAACCCCCUUACGUGGAGCACUCCAGCGAACGUGGUGUGAUUUUUGUGCCACGAGCAGCAUACAUGGAUUGAAAUACAUCCGGGACAGGGACACAAAUCGAAUUGUGCACUUUGUGUGGAUCCUCAUCUCAGUGGUGAUGUUCGCCUGUGCGAUUGUGAUGACGCAAACAUUCUAUGCGGACUACCGGAGCAGUCCGACACGGAUGAAUGUGGAGAGCGAUCAUACGCCAGUGAGUAAAAUCUACUUUCCACCCAUUACCAUCUGCCCGGAGGUGCUGUUCAACAUGGACAAGUCGCGGGCAUUCAUUGAAACACUCAAAUUACCGCAAAGUGUUCAGGUGGCGGAUAUUUUGGGGCAUUUGCACAUCUUCAGUGGUUUCAUGUUGGAUGAUGCACGCUUCGCUCCGGAAGAGAUUGAGCUAAUGGAAUCCGUGCUGCUCACAAAUAAUCUGACAAUGGUUCAGUUUGUCCAUCAACUGCGCUGGGAUUGCAAUGAGAUUCUGCAUCGUUGUCGCUAUCAUGGUGAUAUUAUGGACUGUUCGAGAUUGUUUCAACUGUCCCAGACUUUCUUCGGCCAUUGUUGCUCUUUCAAUUUGCGACAGCACGGUGUCAAUUUCACUGGCCAACAGGCUGCUGGGGGAAUGGAAAAUGGCCUCUCGCUGAUACUGCGCUACAAGGACGAGAACUAUGAUUCCCUCAAAUCCUAUUCGCAUGGCUUCAAGCUGCUCAUCCAGGAGACGGAUGCAUUUCCCAGCGCACACGCCAAUAUUAAAUUUCUCGGUCUCAACACGGAAUCAUUUGCCACGCUUCGAGUUGUGGAGACCUUCUGCUCGGAGGCAGUCAAAGCGUUGUCCAUUGAGGAGCGGAAUUGUGUCUUUGACCACGAAUUUCAACUGCAAUACUUUGCCGACUAUGUUUAUCCCAAUUGUGAGCUCAAUUGUCGAGCUAUGAAUAUGGUUAAACUGUGCAAGUGUCUCACGUAUUUCUUUGAGUUCAAUCGCACCAAAGAUCGCGUUUGCACCUUUCGCGAUAUACCCUGUCUAGUGGACAACUUUCCGGAUAUUAUAACCCGAAAGAAGAAGUCACAGUGCACUUGCCCUUUGUGCUGUGAGCAUUUUGACUACGAUGUUCAGGUCUCGAAUUUUGCUCUAACAUUAAACAUGCCCGUCGUGGAUGCUUUCUACGAUGGCAUUGAGGAUAAAGAUGCCAUUGUUCAUAUAUUUGUCAACUCGCAGGUUUAUCGACGAGUGCGCGUGGAUCUAUUAACAAACAUGGUCACCCUAGUCUCAAAUCUGGGCAGCGCCUUCAGCCUGUUCGUGGGCAUGAGCAUGUUAUCGCUUGUGGAGAUUAUCUAUUAUUUUACGGUGAUAUUGCGCAGAAAUUAUGUACAGGAAUGUCGAGCGAGACAGAAAUUGUUUGCCUCGCAUCGACGUCCAAAUGUUGCCUGGACAGUUGCCGAAAAUAGCCUACCAGCGAAAUCGGUUUUCUACAUCUCGGGUCGUAACUAAUAUGUGUCUUAUUGAUAAGCAAGCCGAACAUCAAAUCAUAAUUUACCAGAUUUAAAUAAAAGCACGAAUA
Drosophila grimshawi is the source of this 1629-nucleotide messenger RNA. RefSeq names its product sodium channel protein Nach (gene Nach). The record is from RefSeq and is a predicted model, not a curated record. Gene Ontology annotation, biological process: sodium ion transmembrane transport. Gene Ontology annotation, cellular component: membrane. The coding region runs from base 6 to 1559 and encodes 517 amino acids. Lineage: Eukaryota; Metazoa; Arthropoda; Insecta; Diptera; Drosophilidae. Gene Ontology annotation, molecular function: ligand-gated sodium channel activity. The transcript has 6 exons.